Messenger RNA from Physcomitrium patens, 4498 nucleotides. RefSeq lists its product as uncharacterized. The record is from RefSeq and is a predicted model, not a curated record. NCBI's taxonomy places the organism in Eukaryota, Viridiplantae, Streptophyta, Bryopsida, Funariales, Funariaceae.
GGGGAUACUAUACUGAGUAACGGAUGACAAGGACAUGCCGGAGUGGUUGAGGAGGUGCGUAAUGAAGACCGUCAACAGCUCUCUAACCUGGUGCUAAUUACGCCGCAAUGACUCCUCUCCGGUGAGACCGCGCCCAAUGCAGCGUCCAAACAAAUCUCCCACCAAGUUCCGGAGCUCAGAUUGCCUCUUUUGCUGGUCCCCAUGAACGUGAGCCAUGUGCCUCGGCGUCUGUGGGUGUGGACUCUUCUCUGAUGAUGUGGAUAGCCCUGUGCUGCGAGAUCAGUAGCGCUCUCACCAGGGACCCUCUCAGGUCAGCAGCUGGGAGUGUUUGUGUGGCGACUCGGAUUUUGGGAAUUGAAAGGUUUGGGAGUUUGGGCACUGCGGCACCUCCGCGUUUGGUACUUGCAUGUCUCGUUGGGAUUCUACGCCUGUGGUGAGUGCUUGAGUCGUGGGUGAUAGAACUGGAUGUCCAUUGAGGUGCUAACGACGAGUUACUCAGUCGAUACGGCGUGCGGCUCAAUUGCGAGACGUCAAGUGUUUUCCUAUUUCUUUUUCGGAGGAGUUCGCUGCCAGUGCGAAGAGUUCGAUGGUUAGUUACGCUCAGGCUGGGGAAAAGCACUCAGCAUCUUCCAGCUCGUGGUUGUUUGUAUGCGAUUGUACAUCGUCGGGACACUCCUCACGCUCGCAUCCACUUAGCAUUAGAUUGUUUGCAGAUCGUAAAGUCUAAGCUUGUUAUGAGAUUGUAUACUUCUGCUCUUUCGGCGCAUCAAAAGUGAACCAUUGGUAUCUCAUGAAGGGGAUUGAUUGCCAGGGAGUGUGAAGCAUUUAGUGGACGCUGUAUUCAGGUUUGUAGUUACUCUAUCUUUCUACCUCCAGGGAAAUAUCAUUGUAGCGUAAAUGAGUGAAUGUUUUGGAAAAAUGAGCGAAUAGUGUAGCAGCUGGGUGACGAUGAAAGAUCGGUACAGCCAUCUUAUUCAAGAGGAUGUCAGUUCAACAUCAAGGAGCAGUGGCAGGGCUUCCCAGGAUUCCUCCUUAUCAAGUUCUUGCGAUGUCUCUAUCGAGUAUGCGUUAUUGGAAGCCACUAAGCUACCUCAACUAAUGUCGAGUUCUAAUAUCGAGGAUGAGCAAGCUUUGAAUUUCGCUCGGCAAGGCAGACCCUCUUGUUCUGACACUGAGCGGCGAGAGCUUGAAAAUGCAUCGUGGACCAGCAGCUUGCAGAGGGAAAAGGACAAUGUGACGGACGAUUUCAGGAUCCUUGGUAGCAGCUGGAGGUCUGAGGACAGCGAGGUUCUCGCGCUUUGGGAAGAGAAGUUGGAGCACACUGGGAAGGCGAUUCCGACUACCUUGGAGUGUCGGAAGUCCCCUGUGUUCCAACCCUCACGACGGGAAUCUGUGAAGAGUGUUGUGAAGAGAAUAGAAAGCUUGUCCCAUGCGAUGGCGAACAGCAAAGAGAAGCUGCGUACUUCAUGGGCGCGAAGCUCACCUGUUCACUCUAAGGCUGGUGCUUCUCCAGACAGCCCACGCCAUUCGGUGGACAAGAAAGUGGGCGGUCAAUCGCCUUGGCAAGACUUCACGAUAGACACCUCCCCACCUGGGAAGACAAGCGAGUCUAUAUUGCACAAUUCGCCGAAAGCACGCUACCGGUACGGUUCACCGUGUCGGAGGAUGGACUCAAGCGUAGAAUCCUCUCCAAAUCCCAGCUCAGCUCCGAAGCAGUUCCACCAUGCCGUUAGUUGUGAGAUUCGAUUGGGUUCUUCAACAGCUGCGGCGCCAGCGGAUUCCAGUCUACGCAGGUUGGCUGAGGAGAGACAAGGAGUCUCACCCUGGAAGCGUAGCAAUCUGGAGAAUGGAUUGCACGAUACUGGAAACGGGUUUGAAUCGCCUCUAGUGCGACCAAUGAUCUUGCCAGGGUCCAGGCCUAACCGCGAAACAUAUAGCAAGCGUGCAGGUAUCACUGGUGCCUCUGUGUCUGCACCUUAUGCUUCUCAAUUAAAUUCAAUGCGAUUUGCGUCAUCAAAUCCACCGAAGUUGGAUGACUCGGACGACCCACCGCGGACCAUUGCCGCAGCAGCUGAACGAGCACUGUCGCGACAAUGUACGAAGCUUAGCUUGGAAGCGUCUGAUAGAGCGUUGUCCCGACAAACUACGAAAAUGAGUGCCGAUGCGACUGAGAGAGCUUUAUCGCGCCAGUCUACAAUUAUUCGUCUGGAAGCAGUGUCCUUGUCUAUGGAGAGAUCCUUGGAAAGAACUUUGGAGAGGUGCUCUUCACAGUUGACGGAUGAAGGUAUGGUUAAUGAGUAUGCGACUGAAUCAGGUGGGCAGCACGCUCGAGCGGGAACUCCGAUUUCCCAAGAACCGGGUGAGCGGAAGGCUAGCCACAGAUACUACCAAAGGGUUACGUCGAGGGAGAGAAGCUCUCGAUGGAGCUCGUUUGAUGGAAAUCAAUUGCAUGAAAUUGACUUCAUUGCACCAUCCGCUGCGAGGUUUCUGGAAGAUGAAGGAUGCGUGUCUCCUGCCACAUCUCCUAUUAAGAGGCAGGGAACAGUGCCCUUCAAGUGGGAGGAGGAGCCUGGGAAACCGAAGGGAUUCUCAGAAUCUGCAUCAACUAAAUUUCACAGUGCCCUUCAACUUCCUCCUCGCCUUGCAUCAUUGCAUCUAAAGCAAUAUUCGCAAUCAUCGCCAGUUCCAUUGCGGGACCGGUACAUGAAUAUUUCGAUGAGUGCCCCGCUAGCUGAGCUCUACGCCAACCCUAUUCCUGAAUCUUCGUCCUCGGAAGUCCAGCACAUGGCUGUUAACCUCCCCAAGCCUCAAAUAUCCCGUGUAGUUACCACCUUGAAUUCGUGUUCGACUUUAUCAGAGAGGGGAUCUGGCUUGGGUGCUGCUGUGGAAUCGGUUAUGACUAAAUCAAGAUCUGUCGGCGAGGUCAGAAGCGCUCUUCAAAAUUUGUCUCGCUUUUCAGUAGGCACUGGGGAUGGAGAUCGAGGAGUGGCUCUAAAAUCUCGCGCUGCGAAUGCUCCUCCAGCUCCCCAACAGACGCCUGCUAGCAAAGCGAGGCCAACGUCUCCUAGAAGUAUCUUAUGCGGCCCGGAUGAUGAAAGUCGGCCAUCGUCAAAUCUUUCUUUAAGCUCUGAACCUGAUAUUCCUCGGAUUUCCCCGCCAGUGGUGAUAUGUUUAUCUCAGUGUAGUUCACCCUCCCCUGCCUCGUUCGACUCUCUUGAGCCCUCAAUUGAGCAUGACUCUCAGAUAUCGACUUUAGAAUCUAGCCUGACUUCAUCACUCCGCGCAAAUACUCGCUGCAAUAGUAUGACAUUUCAGGUUUUCGACCUUUCGCUUAUGUCUGGUCCAGAGCGCCAAGAUGGAUCUGCGCAGAAUGUGAAUGCAUUCGUCAAAUUCUGCAAGAGUGGGAAGCGAUGGGUGAAGAACAAAACCCGUCCCAACCGCCACAGAACAACUCGUGAUGAGCAACGAGCAUCACCUAUUUCCGAUUUCUCUGCACGUUUGGGAGGAGAAUCUCAGCAUGGACUUGAAGUCUCCACGACAGGUCGCAAUGACACAGUAACAGAGUGCCGCUUUGCACCAACCAGUUCAACCCUCCCAGUAGAUUAUUUGGGAAAUCGGUCUCCAGCAUACACCGCCACUCUAGAGCUGCUGUCGCCAGUUCAUGGAAUUCCUUCUAGAAAGUCGACUCUCCGAAGGAAACGUGCAGCUCGAACGACCCAGAAGCCAACCCGUCGAACGCGACUGAGAGUCCCAAUACAAGCCCGAUUCACGGUUCCAAUUCGCAGGGCCCUCAGGAGAUUUUUCUCCAGGUUCACUUUCCGGCGUCAAACCGUGAAACUGAAAACGGCUGCAGAAUCAAAACUACUCCACCAUGUAGACUACACUAUGUCUCCAGCGGACUUUCGGUUCUGCAAGCCAAAUUGAGAAUCAAGAGAAUGAUAUACGCGGAAUUCACCAGAUUCAGAAGGCCUCUGUAACUCGGUUUGUUGACACCACUUUCCUCCUUCAAGCACAGCUUGUGUCGUGUAGCAGAAACUGACCGCUCACUCUUCAAGUGCUGGUCCCGCUGUCUAACGCGGUUAAUAGUACGUGUGCUCGAGACAUCAAACCUCAACUCUGUCUUGCGUUGAGAUAGGUUUAAUACAACUAUCUCUCUUUGCCUUGCACAUAGAUUCAUCCUCCUAGCGAAUACACGUUAGCCUCGGCAUUCUGAAUUGUAGCCAGAAGCACAAGACUUAAGUCGGCCCCCUGAGAGUGAGAACCGCCAAGCACAAAAUCUUCCUGGCAAGGGGAAGAUUACAAUGGUCAUGUAAAAUAGCGGGGGUUUAAAUUUCUAACUACAGUACAGAGAUUUUGAGCAAUGCUGCGGAUGAGAUUAAGACCGUAUAUUAGGUUCUCAGUCUUGCUUUCUACUAAGUUGCCGUAGCGGCGAAUUGAAGAAACUCCACACUCUGGAUUAGUUUGACUUCAUAUGGCAAUUUUUUUCGCAUUUGAUGUA